Penicillium oxalicum is the source of this 1683-nucleotide messenger RNA. Its product is annotated as peroxisomal biogenesis factor 3. Bases 1 to 1683 code for a protein of 560 amino acids. NCBI's taxonomy places the organism in Eukaryota, Fungi, Ascomycota, Eurotiomycetes, Eurotiales, Aspergillaceae. Gene Ontology annotation, cellular component: peroxisomal membrane. Gene Ontology annotation, biological process: protein import into peroxisome membrane. The transcript is spliced from 4 exons. The record is from RefSeq and is a predicted model, not a curated record. Gene Ontology annotation, molecular function: protein-macromolecule adaptor activity.
AUGAUCGGUGCCGCAAGGCGCUGGUUCCGACGCAAUCGCAAAGGUCUGGCCAUCGGCGCGGGCGUGCUAGGAGCUGGCUAUCUAGCUGGGCAGUAUGUGCUCUCCAAGAUUGUUGAGGCGCGAGAGCGCAUGAGUAGUGAUCGAAUUGCUCGUGAAAAUCUACGCCGACGAUUCGAACAGAAUCAAACAGAUUGCACGUAUACCGUUCUAGCCUUGCUACCCACGGCGACCGAAAACGUGAUCGAGGCACUGCCCGUGGAGGAGCUUACCAAAGAGCUUCAGAAGAAGCGCGCCGAACGACUGGCACGGUUGAAUGCCGGCGAAACAGCAGGCUCGGACAUGACUUCAGUGGCAACUAGCGUUCACGAAGAUGAUCAAAGGAGCCUGGCAAGUCUUCAGAGCGAAGCAUACCUCCACACAAGCCAACUCGGCGAAUCUAUGAACGCGGAGGGCAAGACCUCGCCAAAACGGAACAAGACCCAGCUGUGGAAUGAGGUCAAGGUGACCUCGAUCACCCGAUCAUUCACUCUCAUCUAUACUCUAUCCCUGCUCACUAUCUUCACUCGCAUCCAGCUGAACCUUCUUGGCCGUCGGAAUUACCUCUCCAGCGUCAUUUCGCUUGCAAACCCGCCCACAGACUCGACAAUCAGCCUGGAAGACCAUGAUGACGAGCUCACUCAAACGCUUGGCGACGACUUUGAGACCAACAGGCGAUAUCUAGCCUUUAGCUGGUGGCUUCUGCAUCGUGGCUGGAAGGAGUUGGUCGCUCGAGUUCAACCAGCUGUAGAAGAUGCUUUCGGACCCCUCAAUCCCCGUGAAGAUAUCACACUCGCCAAAUUGUCGGAAUUGACCAUGCAGAUCCGACGAAAGGUGGAAGGAAACACCGAAGAGGAGCGACGAUCGAAGAAAUGGCUUUCUUGUUUGCUCCCACCAACAGAAGAAGAAGAGCACGUGCUACGUGAAUCGGGCGUCGAGGGAGUUGCCGACCCUUCAUCCUCCCAGACCGCCUCGAAGCUGCGCCACCUGCUCGACGAGACUGCCGACCUUGUCGACUCUCCAUCAUUCUCACUUGUCCUCACUCUGCUCAACAACGAAGGGUUCUCGACUCUCAUUGAUUCCAAAUGUGCCGUGGAAGCUUUCCAGACAUCCGAAUCUGCCGCGAUGACCGUGCCCCAGUCCUAUGACUCCAUGGCUACAGUCGUACCCGCACCUUCUGAACGCAAGGCUAAGCUGGCCAACCUUCUCGCUGUAAUGGCCCGACAGGCCCAUGUCAUCGGAAAUGGCACGCAUCCCCCCAAUGAGUAUCUGGUCGCAAUGGACCAAAACGUCCGUGAAUUGGAAGCUUUUUCUGCUGUCAUCUACAGCUCCAACUUUGAACUUGAACUGUUGGGAGCCGCGAACAAUGCCGCAGCCAGUGCCGACGAGACGACGGAAUUUGAACCUGUCUCCUCAUCUUUGGCUGAUAUCCUGGUUGAGAAGAGCACCGGUCAUUCAACAGGCGAGAAUGUCUCAUCCGAAGAAACAAUGCAUGACAGCAAAGACGGACAGGGGUCUAGCAAUGGGGAUUCUAUCACCCACCCAGCUGCUGAGCUGAUUUCGGACUCUACCUUUGAAACGGCCUGGGGCAAGGCUGUUGAUGACGGCAAGGAUGCUUCGGAAACGGGGCAUGUCGCCAAUUAUUGA